AUGUGGAUGGCACAAGAAGGAGGAGGGGCGCGCGCGCUGGGCAUUCGCGCAUGGCAUCUGUCGCGUUGGGAAUGGCGUAGUGGUUGUUGUGUCGGCGCGAAUGACAAAGAUGGUGGUGCGAAUGAUGGCAAAGGUGACGCGGAUGGUGGUGUUGGCGUUGUGGAUGGUGGCGUUGGCAUGAAAGCUGGUGGUGGUGCGAGUGCUGGUGGUGGUGCGAGUGCUGGGUGCACAAAGAUAGGCACUGGCGACGUGACACAUAUGACGUUGUUGUUGUUGCUGGGGGUAGAGUUUUCAAUGCGCGCGCGCUGUGAACGUGGAGUUGGUGGACUUGGGAAGGCGCAUUAG
Suillus discolor is the source of this 345-nucleotide messenger RNA. RefSeq lists its product as uncharacterized. The transcript has 3 exons. Bases 1 to 345 code for a protein of 114 amino acids. Lineage: Eukaryota; Fungi; Basidiomycota; Agaricomycetes; Boletales; Suillaceae. The record is from RefSeq and is a predicted model, not a curated record.